GAUCUCAUGAUGAAUCCAACAGUUUACACUUGUAGUAGCUUGGUGUCCCUAAGGCUCGUGGGAAUGAGCUUACCUAGUCCCGAGCGUGUUUCAUUACCUUUUCUCAAAGAUAUUGUUUUAAUCGUCGUUGAGUAUACCAACCGAUGGGCAUUAGAGAAGUUAAUCUCACAAUGCCCAGUUCUUGAAAACUCUCUAUUGAGCUUCUUGCAUUAUUGGGAUACGAAUGAUGAUUAUGAGGAAGAUAGUAUAGUUGAAAUUGAUGCUCCCAUGCUUAAGUAUCUGAGGAUCAGUGAUGGUGGAACUACGAGUUUCAUUAUAAAGAACCAGCCUUCCCUUGUAGAAGCUGAUAUAGAGACUGUGUUUAAUUUGACAAAUGAAAGGAGGCUACAAGUUGCAAAUGAAAUACAAAAGAGAGAUAUGGUUCUUGAUUUUCUCGUUGGGAUCUUUAAGGUGAAAGAUCUGACCAUCGCCUCCUCUAUUCUCAAGGUACCUAUAUUUCUUGAUUUCCAACUUUAA
Messenger RNA from Brassica oleracea var. oleracea, 516 nucleotides. RefSeq names its product F-box/FBD/LRR-repeat protein At1g78750-like. The annotation marks the transcript as partial. The transcript is spliced from 2 exons. The record is from RefSeq and is a predicted model, not a curated record. Lineage: Eukaryota; Viridiplantae; Streptophyta; Magnoliopsida; Brassicales; Brassicaceae.